AUCUCUCCCUGCGGCGGAGUGCAAGUCAGGACUGCGUGAUGAUAACGUGGUUGUGAAAUGUGUGGAAGAAUUAUGUGUAAUUCUACUGCAGCAUUUAAAAACACAAAAAUAACAGCUAUCCACAGUGUGCUGCAUAUUAUGAUGAUUAUGUUUACAACCAUUGCACCGUUAUUUGUGUGUAAUUUAGUGGCAUGGCUAAAUCAGUUCCCCCCUGUACUCUGGACUGAAUUAUUCCCACGCCUGUCUAGCUGCAUUCAAUAAACAAACGCACCUGCUCCUUCUCCACUGCGCGCUCCCUGUAGCCGCGGGACCGCGCACACCUUGCGGUCGCCAUGGCUGCGUCGCCUAUCACAGUUGGAGAGAUUAAAUGCCCAUCAUUGGUUCAUCCGGGUCGCCUUAAACGCAGCUCUUAAACUCUCUCCUCCAUGACCCCGAGUCACCUGGGAGUUUAGCGGCGUCGAUAGGGAACUGGCGGAGACAAACUAAGCUGUAGGAUCUUCUUGUUUCCAACUUAUCCACGUCCGGUCUCCGGCAUGCCCCGCGAACAGGCGCCCGACUCACCCGAUGGGCUCAUCCGCCAAGAUGAACGUCCUCAUACACUUCAGAAGUUGUUCCAGAGAAGUGUGAGCGGUGCGCUUGCGUUUAACUUGACGAUGAUCUCCACAACCUGCAAAGGAAAGCGAGCCGGGCUCUGAGGAUCAUCCCGGGGAGGGAGAGGCGAGAUGUUUGUUCCUUCUGCAUUACUGGGGGAAGAUUGACCACGCCGCCGCCAUGCCGUAGACAUGAAGCCUGACGGGGACCGCAGCUGGGAGGAAGCGUGGUGGCUAUAACUGAGGGAGGGGAGGAUGUACUGGGCUGCUGGCUUCGCCUCUUCCCGGCCGUGUGUGGUCGAUCUCGGGCGGAAUCACAGCCUGCCGCUCGGGCUGUGCGUCUCCGAGCAGCAGCAGUCCUUGUAUGGCUAUAUCAUCACCUUUCCUUUGCAGGACUACGGGGGCAUCAUGUCGGUUCUGGGCUCGGAGUCCUGGUGGAAGAAGACCCUGUACAUCACCGGGGGGGCCCUGCUUGCUGCUGCAGCCUACCUACUGCAUGAGCUUCUCGCCAUCAGGAAGGAGCAGGAGCUGGACUCCAAAGAUGCUAUAAUCCUUCAUCAGUUCUCCAGGCCAAAGAACGGUGUGCCCAGCCUCUCACCCUUCUGCCUCAAAAUAGAGACCUACCUGCGCAUGGUGGACCUUCCCUACCAGAACUACUUUGAUGGGAGGCUGUCACCGCAGGGGAAGAUGCCCUGGAUCGAGUACAACCACGAGCAGGCGUCGGGGUCCGAGUUCAUUGUGGACUUCCUGGAGGAGAAGCUGGGGGUGAACCUCAAUAAGAACCUCACACCGCAGGAGAGAGCCGUGUCCCGAGCCGUCACCAAAAUGGUUGAGGAACACCUCUACUGGACGAUAGCCUACUGCCAGUGGGUAGACAACCUGGAGGAAACUCAGAAGCUCCUGUCGAUGAGCGGUCCUCUGAGCGACACGCUGAAGUGGCUGCUGGGCCACCUGAACGGCAGCAUGGUGCGCAGGGAGAUGUACGGCCACGGCAUCGGACGCUUCUCUAAGGAGGAGGUCUACACGCUGAUGGAGAAGGACAUGAGGACGCUGGCCACUCUGCUGGGAGAUAAGAAGUACUUCAUGGGCUCUAAGAUGUCAACAUUAGAUGCUACAGUGUUUGGGCAUCUUGCUCAGGCUAUGUGGACUCUACCUGGAACACGACCAGAGCAGCUCAUUAAAGGAGAGCUGAUCAACCUGGCCAUGUUCUGCGAGCGGAUGCGGAGGAGGUUCUGGCCCGAGUGGUUUGUGGAGGUGGAGGAUCUUUACUAUGAAGGCGACAGUGAGAGCAGCGGCGGCUCUCCUACAGGCCAGCUGGACUUUGGCCUCUUCUCCAGGACAGACACUCUGGAUGACAGCGACGGCAGCAGCCACUCAGCCGGACACUCGCACUCCCCCGACUCCGACCACUCGCUCUUUGACUCGGACGUGGGCACGGGGUCCGACAAUGACACUCACCUGAAAGAGGAGUUAAUGCCAGACCUGGAAGUUUGACCUGCAAUUGACUGAUGGAUUGACACUAACAGGAGGCUGGAUCAGUCAGCGCUUCAGGCUGCUGUUUGGUUAUGCUUAUUAAAUCUGGCUGGGACAACCUGUCCAGACAACAGCUCGCACAGCUGAAGAAACUAUUCCAGCUCCUCCACCUGCAAUACCCAGCAUGUUACAACUCCCCAAUGGACCGACUGGGUGUUCAUAUGCAGAGGAGGCAAACUGAACCUCUUAACAAUAAACAUGCUACUGUACGGUGUGUCCCCUCCCGUAACGUCACAACUGUCCCCGCGGCAGUUCCUCUUUGCCUUAUUCGUCUCGUCGUAAGAUACAGUAUCUGGAUCUGGUGUGAAAGGUUAACGCAAAGGAAACAUCUCAUGCAAAUGCGGCAACGACAGAAGGUUGUUGCAGACAAGACAGGUGGCACGUCACUUGCUAUGAAAUGAUGCAACUAAUCACCACUCUGCCAUGUUUCAUAACGCACAAACUCCUUCAAACAGGUGGAGAAAAAUCCUGUGGCGAAAAAGGAACAGCUGCUGUGUCUCUGCCAUUAACCAUCCGUGUUCUGAAGAGUAAACACAGAUGACAUUGAGUCCAUGCCCGAGAUUGAUCCUCAUAUCACUUCCUUCAUGAAAAUAUGUGGAAGAAAUCUAUAUCAAAACAAUGCUACAACUGUAAAUCCACUUGUUGGCCCGUUGAAAAGGAUAUCAGAAGUAGAUGAGCAGAUCUGUGCCUGUGUAAUUCGCUUGUUAUGAUAUUUAUUUUAUUUCCAGUAAUUAAUUAUCCGCUUGCACUUUGUUGAUGUUGAGCCUGGAGUUGUCAGUGAUUCCUUUUCUGCAUCGUUUUUGGUCUUAUUCUGAGUUGCAGCUUAACAAUAUGACCGCUAGGGGGAGUUAGCAGUCAACCUGAUGGCUUCUCCAUUCUGCAACAUCAAGGUCAUUCCAGCCUCAGCACCUGCAGAUAAUUCAACACAACAAGUUUUUGCUACUUCAUCAUUCCUAAGCUUCAACACAGCAGUUCCCAUUCUUAGGCGACCUGUCAGUGUGUGUAGGUGUGAUGUGCGAGUUAAUGCGUACUUGCAUACUGCAGCAAAUCAGCCUUAGUGCUCGGAACUAAAAAAUAAACAAAUAAAAAAAUAUGUGAAACUAUUCUGCAACAGGUUCGUUGUGAUAUAGAUUAUUAUCAGUGCCACUUUGUUAUUAUUUCUGUAUGAAUUUAAUUGUGAAAUAUAUAUAUAUUUUUGCUUAACUUAUUGUUUUUUAUUGUUUUCUCUCAAAGAGAGAUAUCAGUUUGCACUAGUGGAAUUUUUCUUUCACCUUAUUUCAGUGGGAUAAAUCUGCUGCGAAGGCACCGAAUAGGCCAUAUGAAUGGGAAACAUAAUGCAGGAAGCUGAGUGUUUUGAUAUUGAUUUUAAUGUGAGGGGACUGAGCUGCUUGUGAUAGCUGCGUGUCAUGUGAAUGUUACUGGGUGUGAAUGUCCUCAGUGAAGCCGUUGAUGAAAAAGUCUUUGCAGACUGAGUCAGAAUACCAAAUAAUACUGAACCGAGUAUCGGCAGAUACAAAAAAACUGGAGUAAACAAACAUGGACCAAAUCAUGUGGGGAAAUGUUCACUUUUGUCAUUUUAAGCUUAGUAAAAACAAACAAAGCAAAAAAAA
This is a messenger RNA of Mugil cephalus (flathead mullet), 3733 nucleotides long. RefSeq names its product failed axon connections homolog, metaxin like GST domain containing b (gene faxcb). The record is from RefSeq and is a predicted model, not a curated record. The transcript has 7 exons. Bases 846 to 2084 code for a protein of 412 amino acids. NCBI's taxonomy places the organism in Eukaryota, Metazoa, Chordata, Actinopteri, Mugiliformes, Mugilidae. Gene Ontology annotation, cellular component: cytoplasm.